UAAUUGGACUAAAUUGAUUUGACUCUCACCAAAUUUAACUUCUCUUAAAUAUAGGCUGGAGUGGAAGAACGCACACGCAAUACAGGCUACUCUUAUUAGAAGUUCGCGAGAUUGUACUCUCUUUUUCUCCUUUCCUAUUUCUCCUAGUUUUUAGAUUAAAUUUUAAAGAACUUUAAUUUGUUCAAAAUCAAGAAGUAGGUUGGGGAGUAGGGUGAUUCAGCUAAAUUAGUUAGGGUUUGGCGAAUGGCUUCUACUCCGAAUCCAGAAACUGAUGAAUCAGCUAAAUCUGCUUCCUCACCGCAGAAAAGCGUAUAUAAAGAUCCGGAUGAUGGGCGCCAGCGUUUCUUACUGGAAUUGGAAUUUGUUCAAUGCCUUGCUAACCCAACUUACAUUCACUAUUUAGCUCAGAAUCGAUAUUUUGAAGAUGAAGCUUUUAUUGGGUACUUAAAAUACCUACAAUACUGGCAACGGCCCGAGUACAUAAAGUUUAUAAUGUAUCCGCACUGCCUAUUCUUUCUCGAGCUUCUCCAAAAUCCAACAUUUCGUAAUGCAAUGGCGCAUCCUGCCAACAAGGAAGUGGCACAUAGGCAGCAAUUUUAUUUUUGGAAGAACUAUAGAAACAACCGGUUGAAGCAUAUUUUGCCGCGGCCGCUUCCUGAGCCUGCAACUGCACCAGCUACUUCUGCUCCGCUAAGUGUAGCCCCUCCAGCUGCUCCACCACCUGCUCCUUCACCUGUUUCGGCUGCAGCUCCCUCUCCGAUGCAGUAUGCCAUUCCUCCUGGAUCUGGUCUUGCUAAAACGGACCCAAGGAGUGCUGCUGUUGAUCGAAGAAAGAGAAAGAAAGACGGGUGAUUUUCUUUUAUUCGUGACACAGGCAUCCAAUCAAUUUAAUUCAUGGAUUAAGAAAGAUCUUGUCUGAUGAAGAGGAUGAUGGCUUUUCUGUAACAUGUGCAAAUUAACCAAGUAGAAAAGUAGUUCAUAAGGCUACUAAAGAAACAAGAUAAAAUAAAAUUACAUCAAGCACUACACUUCCCAAAAAAUCAGUUUGUACUUUUACAUUACUGCCAAUAGCAAUAUACUGUUGGAUUUCUCUUGUUUUUUUUAAAGAUAAUUAUUGGAUUUCUCUUGUUUUCUAUCUCAAUCUUGAAGUACUUUUCAAUUGUAUGAAUGAAAUAAAUUGUUUUUCGCUUUGGUGUUUUUUUAGUAUUACAGAAAGUUUGAUCACAAGAAAGCUUAAGUAAUAUUUGGCUCUAAAAAAAUUAAUAAAAGUACAUACACAAUACUGGUAAAUUAUGAAUUAAAACGAGUUUAAAAAGGAGUUAGAUAAAAUAUUUAUUGGAGACAAGGCUUGUUUUAUUAGUAAAAAGGAAAAAAACGGACUAUUUGUAUAAGUUACCUUACUCUCAAGGAGUACUGCAGACAUGGUAGUGUAUUGGAAGUCCAAGAAAAUUAGAGAGCAUCUAGAGAAAAACAAGAGAUAGAGAGACCAUUGGGGUUGGUAAAUACCUUUGGGUCCAACAGCUUUUACAUGUCAAACAAGACUCAACUAAUACUAUAGUUCUCAACAGUUUAGUGAAGAUGAACUCUUGCAUGUGUCUUUGCAAACGUCGUGAACUUUGUCAAACAUUUGAAAGUCCUCAAACUUGGUUAUAUUUGUGAAAGAGUGUGGGACAAAUAAUGGAAUAAAUUGAAAUGUCAUUGUUUCCUCAAUUCCUGUUAAAAGCAGCCUCUCAUUCCCGCUUUUCCAGAUUACAUGUCCUAAUUUGACCUGCCAUGGAUACUAUUUAAAGUUUACUACAACAACAACAAACCCAGUGUAAUUCCACAAGUGGGGUUUGGAGAGGGUAAUGUGUAUGCAGAUUUGAAUAGGUCCAAAUAGAUUUGAAAUUUACUAUUUUCUUAAAAUAGGUCCAAAAAUGUUGCAGAAGUUUGAAUUGUUGUUUGGAUGUGUUGAUGAUAUUGAUUGGUUUGGUAUCAUGACAUUGAAGAAGUAUGGAAAAGUUUGGUAUCAGAGGAAAAGUUUAUCAUGUUUAAAAGUGGACAUAUUAUUCAGAAGUCCAUGAAGAAAGUAGCACAGUUAAUUUGGGAGGACCCGUGUAUUAACCUGGCGAAACUCCCAAUUGUAGAACUGUUAAUACUUUAUCUAGUCAAAAUCAAGCAUGCAUAAUGUGCAAGCUUAAAUCAUCUUGCAUUCGCUAUGCACAUGCAGUGCAGCUCUUGUAUCCCACUACUGGUGUCUGAACUAUAAUUUGAAGAGAAAAAAUCAAUUCUUUUCUUUUUAUCUCCUUUUUUUAUCUCCUUCUUGGAGUACCUUGUAAGUUUUUCACAUAAUGUCUCAUACUUUAGACAUUUUUAUAACUCUACUUUUAGAUAUUUGGAUUAUUUUUAGCCGAAUCCACGCACCCAUAUCCGUACCUGGAUUCAUACCCCCGAAUCUUAAAAUUUAGAUCAUGAAGGAUCCGACCUCUAGAUCCGUACCCGCAUCGGACACCCGCCCCAAAUCUGAAUUGGUAUAACCUAGAUCUGUCGACCUGAAAUUAAGUGCAGCGCAGAAAGUAUUUUCUAGGUGUAUUGGGAUAACCUUGGUCACUUGAUCUGUGAUCCACAAUUCUUUAUCGACUGCUGUGGCACUUCCACAAGCAGAAUCUUGUCCAAGUAUUUCCACGUUAUCACUUUUCUCUUUUACCUUUUUGGUCAAGUGAAGUACUUCCUUUUCAUAUUUAUGGAUUUCAGUUAGAAACUAUGUAUGUCGUGUUUCCCUUCUCUCGACAGGAAAUACUCUUUCCUGUAAAUUUAACACAUAGCUCUCCAAUCUAAAAUCAAGUGUUCUGGUUCUUUGUUGCUCUUUCUGCUUAUACUUGAUUCUGGUCGUACAAAUAGACCUAUUUGAACAGUUGCAACAAUUCAUCAAACUUAAUGACUGCUUAGGCGAAAAAAAUGGGCGUACUCCAUUUGAGCACAAGAUGUGUUACUUGUAUUAUUUGGAUUUACAUGAAUUCAUUAAUCUUAAGAAAAGCUCGACUUUGGAUCUGCUUUAUUCCUUUCUCCCUCAGCUUGCCCCUCCCCCUCUUUCUCUCAUUUCUGAUUCCCACUUCUUUAUUUAUUUAUUUUCUUUUGGGGUGUGUGUGUGUGGGGGGGGGGGUAUCUAGCUUUCAGUAUAGUAUUAUGUCGAUGUUUCAGUUUCUGUUAAAUAUUCCCAUCUGAGUGCAUUGAUUCCUGAACU
Nicotiana tabacum (common tobacco) is the source of this 3223-nucleotide messenger RNA. Its product is annotated as mediator of RNA polymerase II transcription subunit 31. NCBI's taxonomy places the organism in Eukaryota, Viridiplantae, Streptophyta, Magnoliopsida, Solanales, Solanaceae. Gene Ontology annotation, molecular function: transcription coregulator activity. Gene Ontology annotation, cellular component: mediator complex. Gene Ontology annotation, biological process: regulation of DNA-templated transcription. The record is from RefSeq and is a predicted model, not a curated record.